Molecule: messenger RNA, 2781 nt
Organism: Solea solea (common sole)
Lineage: Eukaryota; Metazoa; Chordata; Actinopteri; Pleuronectiformes; Soleidae
Gene: tmem91
Product: transmembrane protein 91
Exons: 4
Coding region: 1659-2396 (245 amino acids)
Cellular component (GO): membrane; intracellular membrane-bounded organelle
Source: RefSeq, a predicted model, not a curated record
AGUCAGAGGGAAGCUGAGAGUGAUAGAAGAGAGGUGACAGUGUGAGACACACUGCAGCUGCAAUAAGGAUUAAUGACACUGGAGGAGGAGGCAAGAAGAGGAGAGGCAGGAUGUUGUGUAGAGGGUUUUUAAGCAACACUGCUGCUUCACAGGUGUAGAUGCAGCAUCAUCAUCAUCCUCCUCCUGCAUCCACAGCCGCAGCAUCAGCACCACGGCUUUGACAGAGGGAUGCUGACAAGUUAGGCUCCCCUGAAUGACUGUAGCUCAACCCUCAGCGUGUAGGAUGUACACGGAACCUGCAUUUGAAAUCUAAUUACACGCACUUGCUUCACAUGCCCACGCCGUGAAAGCGCUGUCAGUGUGUAAGAAAGGGAGAAAAAAGAAAGAAGAAAAAAAGCACUCACUCCAGUGGACUGUGGAUUCCCUCAAUUUGUCCUAGAGGGACUCAGGACAACAGGACGAGAGGAGCGGGGGAGAGGAUCUUUAAAGACUUCAUCGUCCUCCUCGGAGAAGUGUGUCGUGAGCCGCCCGGCUGCUCCUCUGUCCUGAAUGAAACCCUCUUAAGGCGGACGGGAAGCAUUAAAAUUACAUGUCCCCAAGGAGCUCUGCUGUGGCAGGCGGCAAAACCACAGCCAUAAAUCAAGAGCAGAGAGCUUUGAUUUCUUCAUUAUCGGCUCCUGCAGCAACAACAAUGUCCGCUGACCUGCCCAUCUGCACCGUGGGAUUCUAUUUCUGGAGCCUCAUUGCUUUUACAGAUUAACUGCCCUCAAAUAUGGCCCCAAUCCUGUCAGUGUGCCACUAGUUUGACUGCUGCCCGAGGUUGUGCAUAUUCAAGCUUCAUAGCACCCCACUGAGCAUCCGUCCAGUCAUCCAAAAGCCCUGAUGCCUUUGGUCUGUUUUUGAGAACACAGUCACUGCAACUUUUGUUCUGACUCAUGAAAAGGAACAAAAAAAAGUACAUGACAAAACAUCCUAAAAGUCUUAUUUUGUUAAAUAACUUCUCAACUCAUGUGUGAUUGCUUGUUUCCUUUCAAAUCUGUUGACAGGAGAGAUUGACAUCCAGAGCUUUCACACUUACUUUAUGACACUUAUUCAUAUUUUAUUGCAGUGGACGUUUUUUGUUUUUUUUGUUUGAUCCUGAGGGCAGUUACAGUGAAAUCCUUUUGCCCAGUGUUUUCAUUUUCCUGUCUGGGGCUAAUCAGGGACCUCGAUCAUCUCAAUUGGCAUUUUCAUAUAAUAUGAGAGAGGAAGUAACUGGUAUUAGCAUAUUCAUGAACACUAACGCAUUCAAUCAUGUAAAAUUGGAGACAUGGGGCAAAUCAUGAACCACCAAAUCCUGGAACUAAUAUCUUAUUACAUGUGAGGAGAAAAAAGGGGAGUCUUUAAUCCACCCACACAACUUCAGCACAUCAUCUCGUGGCACAUUAAGGACAUUUUCGCUCUCAUAAACCUGGCCUGUGUUGCAGGCCUCUGGACAAAGGCCUGUGAUAAGUCAAAAAUGAAAGAAUAGGAUUAAGAUGGAUUAUCAGUAGAGAAGCAGCUGCCUCUGCAUAAGCCCAUCGGACGCUCUUCAGGGAGACAAGCUGCAGACUGAUUUGCAGAUUACAUUUGGUUGUUGAUGUGGUGGCCGCUUGUGUGGUUGGAAUUAACCGAGAGGGAUGGAGAAUCAGAAUGAACUGGAGCACCCUCUUCUGGGAGAAAAUCCCAAUAACAGCCGGGCAUCCGCUCCGGGGCUGGGGCCCGGGACUGGACAGGCCCCGGCUCCUCUGUUCAAGGGAAUGUUGGUCAAGUGUGAGGAGGACAGAGCCUAUCCUCCCUUAGCAUGGAGAGGCUACUGUGGACAUCCUCCUGAGCUUCAGCAGCAGCAGCUACUGGACCCUUGUUCCUUACCCCGCACACUGGAUUCUUUUUACCCGCCAGCUCCAAUCUGGGGCCACACGGACUCCCUGCUCAGCAAAGAUUACCUGGAGACCACCUUUGUGGACAUUCGGCCUGGCUCCACGCUGGAGAGGAAGCUGCUGGCCGAGGCGCAGGACUUCCACAGCAUGUCCUACAGCAUGGACGAUGAGGAUGACCUGCUUCCUGACUCUGACGACUCGUCCAUUGAUGACUUCAGUGAUACAGACAGUGAGAGCAACUUCCCUCUGAUGAUCCCUCAGGACUAUCUGGGUCUGGCCUUUUUCUCCAUGCUCUGCUGCUUCUGGCCCCUGGGCAUCGCUGCUUUCUACCUUUCACAGAAGACCAACAAGGCAGCGGCUCAGGGGGAUUUUCACGGGGCCAAUGCAGCGUCACGGCAGGCUCUGUGGCUCUCGGUGCUCUCCAUUGUGUUUGGAAUCAUCACGUACAUCUGUGCCAUCGCUGCACUCAUCUCCUACCUGUCUGGGAAACCACCAUAAAGGGCACACAAGGAUUGCGACUCUUGUGCACAUUAUCCACACAAGCCAACAUGUCACCUGUAAAAUAGCCCGUUUUUGUCUAAUUAAACAAUCAUUUUCUCCACAGUGAGAAACAAAGAGCAGUGGAGAUCACAUUCACGUCUAAAUGGAUCAGGUCACAUUUCAACUCAAAGAGGAUGUUCCUUGCACAAGAAUGAAGAAUCACUGAACAUUACGCAGUACAACUCCAUGUAGAAGAUUCAGUCUGUAAGUGUUGUUUAUUGUCACCCGAGGUUUUAAAGCUAUAGUGCGUUAACUUUUUAAGUGCAAACACGUGUCCAAUGACAUUCAAGUCACAUCUGUAGCCAUCAAACCGAAGGGUUCACACAAUUCUGAUCAAGUCAGC